Molecule: messenger RNA, 3914 nt
Organism: Aphanomyces invadans
Lineage: Eukaryota; Oomycota; Saprolegniomycetes; Saprolegniales; Verrucalvaceae
Exons: 2
Coding region: 75-3692 (1205 amino acids)
Biological process (GO): mitotic sister chromatid cohesion
Cellular component (GO): chromosome
Molecular function (GO): cohesin loader activity; protein binding; ATP binding
Source: RefSeq, a predicted model, not a curated record
GAUCUCCGUGUUGCAACCUGAGAGCGCAGGAAAGAAGGUAGCGCGAGUCGAACCGGAGAGAGCGGCGCGGGAAGAUGCACAUCAAGAGCGUUGUGGUGUGUGGAUUCCGAAGCUACAAGGAAGAAGCGAUUGUCGAGAGCUUCUCAAAGGGGCAGAAUGUCGUCAUUGGCCGAAACGGGACUGGGAAGAGCAACAUGUUUGAUGCAAUUCGGUUUGGAUUGCUGACGGAACGCUUCUCCAACUUGCGUCAGGAAGAACGACAGGCGCUGCUUCAUGAAGGGUCAGGCAAACAUGUUAUGAGUGCGUACGUGGAAAUCACGUUCUGCAACCGCGACGGGCGAUUGCCGCUGGACACGGAAGAUGUUGUCCUCCGUCGUACAAUUGGGGUCAAGAAAGACGAGUUUUUCUUAAACCGCAAGCACAUCACAAAACAAGACGUGAAUCACCUUCUGGAAAGCGCAGGUUUCUCGCGCUCGAAUCCAUAUUACAUCGUGCAACAAGGGAAAGUGAAUGCGUUAGCACUCAUGAAGGACAGAGAACGCCUUGAGUUGCUCAAGGACGUUGCCGGCACAAAAGUGUACGAAGAUCGUCGCGUUGAGUCGCUCAAGAUUAUUCAAGAAUCUCAAGGUCGUCGCGAAAAGAUCCUGGAAGUUAUCUCGUAUAUAGAAGGCCGCCUCAACGAACUCGAGGAGGAAAAAGACGAACUGAAGGAAUACCAAGACUUGGACAAGGAAAAACGAGCGCUCGAGUACAUGAUGCACGAGAAGGAACUACAGAGUGUGCGCAUGGAUCUUGAAGCCAUUGAACGCAGCCGCAUCGAAGAAUCCAACGUUUCCAACGAGUUGCAUGCGAGGGAACGCGAGCUGGCCGACCUAAUCAAGCAAGCGAGCAAGGCAAGCCACCGAACUAGCGAAGGCAUCGAAACGCUCAACAGAGAAAAGGCCAGGAUGGAGGCGGAACGCAGUGAACUGAUCAAGGCCAAGUACGCGUUGGAGAUGGAAGUGAAAGAAUUGACGGAGGGCGUUGCUCUCGACGCCACCACGAGCGAGUCGCUCUCGAAGGAACUGCACACGAUUCAAAGCCAAGUUCAUGAGAUUGAAUCCGAAUUGUCGUCUCAGUGGAUCCCAAAAUUUGAAGCGUUGACGAGCAAGUUGAAUGAAACGAAACAACAGCUCGCUACGAGUACUCUUGAGGCAGACGCGCUGGUAACGAAGAAAGGGCGCAAGUCGCAGUUCAAGAGUCAGAACGAGCGCGAUGCGUUUUUGGCGUCAGAAAUCAAGGAAAUCGCAACUCUCAUGAAGCGCAAGGAAAAUGAGUGCGCGUCAUUCCGGCAGUCGAUUGCCACGUCCGAGCGCCAGAUCAGUUAUGCGCAACACGAGCUCAACAACCAAACCAACAUGAUGGCGAACCAUCGCGCCGAGUUGGAGGAAUUUGCCCACUCGUUGAAAGAACUCAAGGAAAAGCGCAAUACGAUGUCCGAAACUCGCAAAGAUCGUUGGCGCGAAGAAGAUGCAAUUAACCACGAGGUCAAGCGGCUUACAGAUCAACUCGCCAAGAGUGAAUCUGUUCUGCAAUCUACUAUGGCAUACGACGUCCGUCGUGGCCUCGAUGUUGUCUGUGAGUGGCGUGACACGGGUAAGUUCCGAGGCAUCUAUGGCCCGCUCAUCGAACUGGUGGAGCCUGUGGACGAGCGUUUCUGUAUUGCCGUGGACGAAGCUGCUGGUGGUUCGUUUUUCCAUGUAGUCGUCGACACGGACGACACAGCGACCAAGAUUAUGCGCGAACUCGAGCGGAACAACCUCGGCCGCGUCACAUUUUUGCCUCUGAAUCGGCUCAAAGUCAACGAGAACGAACAGUACUUGUCAAAUGACGACGUGGUGCCGUUGAUAGACAAGCUCAACUUCGGCCGAGACAUCCGCAAGGCUGUCUUGACAGCAUUUGGCAAAAAAUUGUUGUGUCGUGACUUGGACACGUGUGCCGAGUACGCCGAGCGCACCGACAUGGAUUGCUUGACAUUGGACGGCGACAUGGUCCACCGUCGUGGCGGGUUGAACGGCGGGUACAAAGACCCGCAACGGUCGCGAUCGCGCGCUCAAAUGGAAGUGAAACGGGCUGAGAAGGAACUUGAAGCCGUGAAGAAGGAAGCCAAGAAGGUCCGGUAUGCCGCCCAACUAGCCGAUCAACACGUGUCGAGUAUCAUGGGAGAGAUUCAAAAGCAAGACGCUGAAAAGCAACAUGCACUCGAGUCGUACGCGCAAUUACAAAAGGACAACGAACGGCUGGAACUGCAAAUUGCAAAAGAUACAACCAACAUGGACGAAAAGCACGAGAUGCUGCAAACGUGGACUCAAGUCAUCGCUGACUUGCAGGCUAAGCGAGAAGUGCUAGAGGCAGAGUUGGGCCAGCCGAUGGAAGAUUCGCUGUCGGCUGUUGACUCUCACCGCCUCGAAGCUCUCCACACCAUGAUCGCCGAGUUGAAGACUACGGAACGUCGCCAGCGCCAAGAGCUGGAAACUGUGCGAAGCAAAAAGUCCAAUCUCGAGACGAUCCUCCAUGACAACUUGCAACGCCGUGCCAAGGAAAUCCAAGGCCAAAUUGAAAUAUCCAGUGUGUGGUCUUUGCAUGCCACAGAACGAAAAUCGUUGGUGGAAAUGAAGGCGGUGGAUUUGCGUGACGCGACCCGCGCGGUUGAGCGCCACGACACGCAGUGGAAAGAAUUGGAAGGCAAGGCGCGGCGGUUGGAGCAUCAGUUGCUGCAGGAGAGUCAAGCUCUCGAGAAGCACCGACAGGAUCUUGCUAACGUGAAACAACUCGUGGCGGAAGAAUCGAGCAAGGCUGAUCGCAUAUUAACGAAACGCCGGCGGUUGCUCCAGAGACGCGAAGCCGCGAUGCGUGACAUUCGGGAACUCGGGACGCUACCAACUUCCGAACUUGACAAGUUCAAGGCGUGCUCCCACAAAGAAAUCUCAACACGUUUUACCAAAUGUACGGAAAAGCUCAAAAGCUUUGCCCAUGUGAACAAGAAAGCGUUGGACCAGUAUGUCAACUUUUCCGAGCAGCGCGAGACGUUGAUGUCCCGAAAAGAAGAACUGGAUAUGGGCGACGAGUCCAUUAAAGAGCUGAUCGAGGUCCUCGACCGCCGCAAAGACGAAGCGAUACUGCGCACGUUCAAGGGUGUGAGUCAUCACUUUACUCAAGUGUUUCGAGAACUCGUGCCAACGGGCGAAGGCAAGAUGGUAAUCCUGCGAGGAGAGGACACGGACAACGAAACGGACACGUCCUCGUUUGUGGGGGUCCAAAUCAAGGUCAACUUCCGUGGUGAAGGCGACGCGUACUUGAUGAGUCAGCUAUCGGGGGGGCAAAAGGCGCUCGUCGCGCUGGCAUUUAUCUUCGCCAUUCAACGAUGCGACCCGGCCCCGUUUUAUUUGUUCGAUGAAAUUGAUCAAGCGCUCGACUCGACGCAUCGGGCGGCCGUUGCUGCCUUGAUUCAGCGCCAAGCCCACUCAGAAGAAAACCCAGCACAGUUUAUCACGUCGACGUUUCGACCUGAACUCGUCAUGGUCGCGGACCAAUUCUAUGGCAUCAGCCACCAAAACAAGAUCAGCAACAUCCAGCCCAUGACCAAGGAGGAGUCUCUCGACUUCAUAGCUGACAUUAUGGCCGAUGAAGAGGCCGUGGAAAGCCAACAAUGACGUGUAUGGCCAAUCUCCCAUAAAGCACGAAAUUGACUCCCUCGAUCGCAGUCGACUCUGUGCAGCGGUGAUACAUGUGUGUACCUUCUAUGGCAACAGGCACAGUUAACGUAAUGCAGGUACACAAGCGAAACCAGACGUACCCGAGGGCGACGAGGGGAGCGGGGCAUUGGUGUCGUUGGGUGCCAUUGAGCCUGAUAACGACCGAGUCUGUUGUCAAAG